Molecule: messenger RNA, 1197 nt
Organism: Pocillopora damicornis (cauliflower coral)
Lineage: Eukaryota; Metazoa; Cnidaria; Anthozoa; Scleractinia; Pocilloporidae
Biological process (GO): establishment of mitotic spindle orientation
Cellular component (GO): cell cortex
Molecular function (GO): GDP-dissociation inhibitor activity; G-protein alpha-subunit binding
Source: RefSeq, a predicted model, not a curated record
ACGGCAAUCGAGUCUUAUCAACGUCACUUAGAAAUAUCCAUAGAAGUGAGAGACAAGACUGGUGAGGCGUGCUCACUCUGUUCCCUUGGAAGGAGUUUUGAGUGCCAAGGAAAUCUUAUGAUGGCCAUCCACUAUUAUCACUCGAGCGUAGAGUUGUAUGAUGAUAUCAGGGCCAGUCUUCGACCCAACGAUCAGUGGACGAUUUCCUAUCGUAAUCAGCACCAAAGUGCAUACAGAGGUUUGUGGCGUAUUAAUCUCAAUCAAGGUAAAGUUGUAGAGGCUCUUCUUGCCGCAGAGAAAGGACGUGCUCAAGCUCUGAGAGAUCUCAUGGUGCAUGACAUCAUCGUUACUCCUAUUGCUGAUCUGAUCGAAGGCAACGAGCUGACAUUCGUUCCUGAGGGGCCAUUUUGUCUUGUACCUUAUGCAGCAUUGGAGAACUCGAACUCAUCAUAUCUGAGUGAUUCUUUCAGAAUUCGUGUGCUUCCCUCUCUGACGACGUUGCAACUAAUUCAUGAUUGUCCAGCUGACUUUCACAUGAAGACUGGUGCAUUGCUUGUCGGCGACCCAUGUUUCAAACAUAUCAUCUAUCAGGAAAAUCUUUUGGUGCAACUUCCAGGAGCAAGGAAAGAGGUGGAGAUGAUCGGACGUAUCCUUAAUGCUUCCCCCCUCACUGGAGAAGUGGCAACAAAACAUGAAGUGUUAAAACGAAUAUCAUCAGUGGCGUUAGUUCAUAUUGCAGCGCAUGGUAAAAUGGAAACUGGAGAAGUUAUCUUGGCACCAAACCCCACAAGAGAAAACCCUCAGCCACAAGAGGAAGACUAUGUUCUGACGAUGAAAGAUGUGAUUGAAGCUGGGUUGCGAGCACGUCUGGUUGUACUUAGCUGCUGUCACACUGCUCGUGGGGAGGUCAUGGCCGAGGGUGUGGUCGGCAUGGCGCGUGCCCUUUUGGCUGCCGGUGCCAGAUCUGCUGUGGUAACCUUGUGGGCGAUUGGCGACGAGGGAACCCUGGAGUUCAUGAGUUUCUUCUACGAUGCACUUUCCAAAGGCAAGAAGGCAAGUGAAGCUCUCAAUCAGGCCAUGAAGUGUAUGAAAGAAAUUGAAAAGUUCAAGGAGGUGAUGCACUGGGCACCAUUUGUACUCAUUGGUGACGACGUCAACCUGGAUUUCAAUAAUAUUUAGAAGCUGAAGCAAGUAAAU